Orbilia oligospora ATCC 24927 is the source of this 1968-nucleotide messenger RNA. RefSeq lists its product as uncharacterized. NCBI's taxonomy places the organism in Eukaryota, Fungi, Ascomycota, Orbiliomycetes, Orbiliales, Orbiliaceae. Bases 1 to 1968 code for a protein of 655 amino acids. The transcript has 7 exons. The record is from RefSeq and is a predicted model, not a curated record.
AUGGCCAACACAGUUGAGGAGUCUGGCGGCGAGACAAACAAAAUGGUAAAGAGGGUUAAGGGAGAGAAGAAAGGGUAUACUUCGAAAACAACCGCCGAACCAGUACGUAUACCCCCCAACUCGCCAACCACCAUAUGCACCAGUGAUCUGAGGGAUCCGCUAGCCCCUAGUACAGAUCUAUCAUGGCCAAAUCAGAGACUAGUGGAGCCGGAGAAAGAUGAACUCGACACUGAGGUCCGGUCCAUCGCCGAAUACAAAACUCGCCAGAUCAAGCUACCCGGAGUCGAAUCUCGUCGCGAUUACGAGAAAUCCAAGGCCUCGGCGGGAAAAAGCAGGUUGCCGUGGUUCUUCUCAAAUAGGUUGAUUCUCUCAAGCACCAUAGUUUAUUACAACAUCUAUGACGAUGAUUCAGUCAAAGAAGUCGCCUACCAACUAUCCUUCCCCUGCUUUGCAGAUUCUGGGUAUUGCGAAGUUCAGGCACCUUUAAUUGCCUAUCGAGAUAGCCGAAUAAAGGGCACCCCGACAAUAUUCUAUGCUGUAUACUCUCGAAAUCCGGGAAAGGUUAAGAAAUGGCUCAAAGAAGGAGCGGAUCCUAAGUCGGUUGCUGACCUUAAGGACCUCUUCGAUUCCAAGGAAGAUGGGUAUAAACCGAUCCCGGUCAAAAUACCUCUCCUAGCCUUUGCCAUCCUCCUGGAGGAGCCGGAAAUUGUCCGACUACUCCUAACCUUCGGAGCGAAUCCAUUAGUGAUUCCAGGUAUCCUCAGACUUCCCGUUAUAAAGCCUGCUAUAUACCGUCUUUCCAAGUCUCCAGAAGGGAUCACGAAAGAAUUCGUUGAAAAAAUUUCUCAAGAUGAGGCAACAAAAUGGUGUACCGACGCCGUAGCUUUCAAUCGUCUCAAACUGGCGACAAAUCUAUCCAUCCGAUAUGACCUCCAGAAGGCAGAUACUUUCAAGAUAACCGCAAGGCAGAGGCAACUUGCCCAAGACCCACAGUCUAAAAUGGAUUACACACCGUUAUUCAAGCUUCAUUUUGAUAUUAUAGGACAGGAUUUGGCCGUCAAAAAGAUUAUCCAAGAGCUGUUAAGACAGAAGGUGCAGAGGAAAGGUAGCUCAUCGUCCUGUGGAUCCACUCGUCCUACCGUAUUUAUAUUUGCUGGCCCAAAAGAUCAUGGGAAAUCAAAAAUGGUCUUUCAAAUUGCACACAAUCUCGGAAUUCCAUUCUUCCCGUUCAAUGAACAAGCAGGACACAAUACCAAAACUGACAAAGUCAGCGAAUUCUGCAUUUUAGUUUUGGAAAACGUUGAAGAAAUGAGUAGUGGCGCCCUCAAUUCGCUCUUUACUGGACCAAUCAAGGCGAAUAAAGAUGGAUUCACCUGCCGCGAUCUUACAAAAACGAUAUGGGUGGUGACUACAAACAUCCUUAACCCUAUGAUCACAGAAUUUUACGAGGAACAUCGACCCUUGACACCCGAAAAAAUGACGGGGAAAGAAAGUCGAGCACUGAUGUCAGCAAUGAAAAAAUUCGUUCGUUCAGGUACUACAAGCUUAUCAGUAUUCGCCGACUAUGUCGACUCAAUCAUCCCAUUCUUCCCAUUCGAUGAAGACGAACAAUUAGCCCUAGCCCACCGCGCCCUCUGGAAACUUCGAUCUCGACUCCUCAGACCCAUUAGCCUCGCAAAUGGCCACAGGAGAAAUCUUCUAGGAAACAUAAAACUAGUCACGGAGAAAGACUACCAACAUUGUCGAACGAUAGCUAAAUCUUAUAUCCCUAAUGAGGGCGCCGGGUCGAUGAAACAAGCGGUUGCGGAUAUUGAGAGGGAAGUAUUUUAUCAUUUCCUCGAAAGUUCAGAAGACGCAAUCUCUGAGAAGGACGAAAAGGAGGUUACAGAAUAUAUUCUAAAGGUAGAAAAGGAAAACGAUGCUAUUCUGGUUCAAACUGGGAAUGUAAUGCCGAAGGAAGACUUUUAA